Messenger RNA from Phaedon cochleariae (mustard beetle), 546 nucleotides. NCBI's taxonomy places the organism in Eukaryota, Metazoa, Arthropoda, Insecta, Coleoptera, Chrysomelidae. The record is from the annotation of a GenBank genome assembly.
AUGCAAACUAUUGCUGAGCUGAAUAAAGAACUAAUCAAGCAAACUGAAUUGAACAGACACCUGAUGACUGAAGUAGAUUUCGAAUCAGCUGUCGAGGAAUGGCUACAGAAAGAUAUACAGGACCUGGAAAUAAGCAAACAAAACAUGUUGAAAGUCAUCGAAAGUCUCUCCCAGGAGAACGAAUUGUUCACAACUGAACUCAGAGAACUGAGAAAUAAAAAUGAUAUCAUGAAAACAAAAAGUGAAAGAACAUCGAAUACUAUAAGAGAUGAAAUUUUGGGUACCGAAAGGAAGAAAUUUGAAUCUAUAACAAAGGAAGAGAAAAAGAGAAAUGAUAAUCUGAAGGAGGAGUUGAAAACUCUGCAGUUCAUAAAUGACAACUUUGUCAAAGAGAUGUCUUUCCUUAUAGAGGCGAAUGAAAGAUUAUAUCAAGAAAUCAAGAGACUGGAAAAACAGUUGAAAUCUUUGCAACAGUAUGAAAGAUACACGGAUGUAGUUGGAGGUGAAACAGUUUACUCACAAAAGCUUGAACCAACCAAAAAGUGA